GGUCGCUUGUUACGGAAUCCCCCCUGUCUUCUGGGAAGUUGUAUCCUUUUCAGCCUAGGUUUGCCCUUACAGACUCGAUCGAAGCAUCGCCUCUUCUAAACGAACUGAAUUGUGUCGAUGUAUUGUGUAAAACACUAACAAUUACGCGAACAAUUACACUUUUGGGGGACACAGAACAAACAUCUCCAGUGAUUGUAUUUUCUGUUGCAGCAUUCCAGUAUGAGGUCCUCUCUCUUCCUUCUGGUGGCGGCCAUCGUGGCUUUGACUUCUGCGGACAAGGUCAUCAAUGCUGCAUCAAAAGUACAAUUCUGACGCCUCCAGCACUUACAAAAAGAACGGAACAAGCUUCGCCAUCCGGUACGGUACCGGUAGUUUAACCGGAUACCUCAGUACCGACACUGUCACUGUGGCUGGCCUGGCUGUGAAGGACCAGACAUUCGCCGAGGCCAUCACCCAGCCUGGCGUGACCUUCAUCGCCGCCAAGUUUGACGGCAUCCUAGGCAUGGGCUACUCAGAGAUCUCCGAGGACGGCGUGGUGCCGGUCUUCUACAACAUGGUGUCCCAGAAACUGGUGGCACAGCCCGUCUUCUCCUUCUUCCUUGACAGCGUUACCGUUGGCAACAGCACGUACUGUAAGGGUGGGUGUAAGGCGAUCGCUGACACCGGCACGUCCCUGCUGGCUGGACCCACGGAGGAGAUCUCUCAACUCAACAAGCAGAUCGGAGCCACUCCUAUCAACCCCCAGGAGUACAUUGUGGAUUGCAGCAAGAUCCCUUCAAUGCCCAACGUGAACUUUGAACUUGGAGGUGCAACAUUCUCCUUAACACCAAAGCAGUAUGUUCUUCAGGUGAGCCAACAAGGCGUGACCCAGUGCCUGAGCGGGUUCUCUGGCAUUGACUUACCUCCCCCUAGAGGUCCCCUGUGGAUCCUGGGAGACGUUUUCAUUGGCCCCUACUACACCCAGUUCGACAUGGGCAAUAACCGAGUGGGCUUCGCUCAGUCCAAGCAGUGAGCCCAAAUGCCUCAGAAGCCAAAUUGUUCUGUCUUCUUUCUGUCUGUUUUGCUCAUGAACGGGGCAGUCUGUUGGUUUUUUUUUUACAGCACUUGAUCAAACCGUUUUCAGUCUAGUUUAAUGAAUUGGAGUAUCAAUUUAUUAAAACCUCUUUACCUCUACAUAUAGACUGAUAUUUGGUGGAUGUUGUUGUUGUUUUUUUGGGUGUAAUUUGAAUAUUAUUUUAGUUCUGUUUAUCACCCCCCCCCCCUUUUUUUGUUGCCAGUUUUUAAACACUCUCUUAAUCGUGUCUUUUCCCCUUAAUUUCUCUAAUUUGUUUAUUAUUCAGUCACUCUCUUGAGAUUCCCUGUUUCCAUGUUUUUUUUUCUUUUUUAUGUAUACCCACUUUCACCCGACAUCCCUCACCUCACCCCCCCCCCUUCCCAAUCCCUAAAUCUACUCCUUCAUUGAGUUGAUUGUCAUUAUUUAUUUUCUUUUAUAUUUUUCUUUUACAUUAGUGUUUUAUUGUAUUCUUUAAAAAUCAUUUUAAAUUAUUUGUGAACUUAAAAGGAGUAAGUUCCACUACAUUCUUUAAAAUCUUGUGUAUGUAUGUAUGUAUGUAUGUAUGAGUGUUCGUACUGUUGACUUGAGUAUCCACACUCAUUGUUUAUGUGCUGUUGUCCGUUAUGCAUUUAUGGAUUAUAGUUUUACUUUAGGUGCAAGCUCUCACGUGCGAGUGAUUGUGAAGCACUGUCGAUAAGAUCACAAUAAAGAAAUCCUUAACCUUUGU
Messenger RNA from Aplysia californica (California sea hare), 1781 nucleotides. RefSeq names its product lysosomal aspartic protease. Gene Ontology annotation, biological process: proteolysis. Gene Ontology annotation, molecular function: aspartic-type endopeptidase activity. The record is from RefSeq and is a predicted model, not a curated record. Lineage: Eukaryota; Metazoa; Mollusca; Gastropoda; Aplysiida; Aplysiidae.